Molecule: messenger RNA, 1146 nt
Organism: Daphnia pulicaria
Lineage: Eukaryota; Metazoa; Arthropoda; Branchiopoda; Diplostraca; Daphniidae
Product: UPF0462 protein C4orf33 homolog
Exons: 6
Coding region: 69-755 (228 amino acids)
Source: RefSeq, a predicted model, not a curated record
GUAAUAAUUUAUCUCGCUAGUGGAGCUGUUUAAAAUAGAAAAAAUUUUCUUUUGUGUUACGUGGAGUCAUGGUUUUCAAAGCAAAACCCGCGAGUCGUCUGGUACGUCACAUCCUUAUAAGUUUUCUGCUAUUCGGGACCAACCUUUCACUUGCAAUGAGACUUUCAAUAGAAAGAACUUGGGAUGACCAACCUCUCACUCACCGACCUGCCACUAUUGAACUGCGAUCGCUCAAUGACGAGAGCUUCCAAAUGGAUGUCGAAGGAAAGUUUUUCAACGAUCCUCAAAAUCCAGGUGGUGCCGCGGGUGAACCCUUCAUGGGUCUUUGGGACUUCGAAGUCAUAGAAUUGUUCUUGGCGAACGACGCGAAUCAGUACGUCGAAAUUGAAGUUGGACCGUGGGGCCAACAUAUAGUUUUGUUGUUAAAUGGCGUUCACAAAGCGAUCCGUCAUAGUUUACCCUUGGAUUACAAAGUUGUCGAACGUACGGAAACUGGUAGCUGGCAAGGUCGAGCCAUCAUUCCAACCGCUUACCUACCACCGAACGUAACAAAAAUCAACGCUUAUGCUAUACAUGGAAGUGGUGCUAACCGAACGUACGAAGCCCUUUAUCCUGUUCCUCAAGGACGGUUUGAAAAUCCUGAUUUUCACCGUCUAGACUUUUUCCGCCCAGCUAAAAUAUCCGAACUGCUUCAAAAACCUGUCACUUCACUUUCACCUAUUUGGAUCGAGUCCAUAAAUGCAGCUAAGAAUUGAAGAACUUCCAUCAAGCCACCAAACAGCAAAUAAUAUUUUAAAAUCUGAAUAUUAUUGCCAUUUUGGUUUCAAAUCUUUACGAAUUAACAUUACUCAGUCUCAGCGAACCAACAAGUGUCACACGCCACCUUAAUGACUGCCGUAAUUACAUGAGAAAUUUUUGUAUUGUUAAUCAAUGAAGAAAAAGCCUAUCAAUCAAUAUUUGUUCAGUAGUAACCAAGUAGUGACAAAUUUUGGAAUGUUACUAACCAAAUAGAAAUAAACAAGUAGUAGAGCAUUACUAAAAUAAUGUGGGUCAAAUUUCACUUUAUUUUUCAGUAAGCUGAUUAAUUCCCCAUUACCCCAAUAACUUAAGUGCUGGCAUUUCCAAUAAUUCAAAAUAAAAAAGAAA